UAAACAUUCCUAGGAAGUAUCAAAUUGUCGGAACAGCGUGACUACGCAUUACGACAGGGAAAUUAUUUCGUGUUAUACAAAUUUUUCCCUCAAACAGAUAUAUAUCUUCUUGACAAAUGGACUCCGCGUUUAACAGCAAACUCAGUUUAGGUCCACUAGGCAAACCCAGAUUAUCUAAGCCUUUUGCAAGAGGGGCAGCAAUCAUUGGUCUUUUAGAGUUUUUCUUAGGAAUAUCCCUUAUUGUUGGUGGCAUUCUACUGCAAGAGAGAGAUGUUAAUGAUGACAUCAAUGCUUCAAAUGAUCCCAAGUAUUAUGGUCUUUGGUCUGGACCUGGACCUCUUAUCAUUGCUGUAUUAGGAUUUCUGACUUGGUGGCUACGUAAACGUGAUAUGGGUAUCAUUUUCGCAUUGGUUAACUUGUUUAACAUCCUAUUAUGUAUAGCACAGGCAGUUUUUUUAUUGCCUAAACCUUUUUGGUUUAGAGAUUUUCUCACUUUAUCAAAAUGCCGUGAGGAUUCACCAAAUGGCCGUGGGCUGAAAUACAAUCCAACACCAGCUUCUGGCUCUGACACCAGGGAUUGCGAUGACAUGAAUGCAAUAGCUAGAAUAUUUGUAAUGUUGGCUAUUUGCUGUUGUUUUGCUAUUGUCAUUUCUAUUGCUGGAGUUAUUGAUGGUAUCUUAGCUGUAAAGCAAAUGAAGAAGGAUCAGAUCAACCAGUUGGAAGGCUUAACAAGUUCAGAGUUUAAACAUAUGGAACAUAAAACUGCCAUGUGGUUAGAAAACAAUACUCGUUUUUCCACCGGAUCAACAAUUGCUCGCUCAGAAAAAGGCCUGAGUGGAGUAAGUGAAAGGAGUUUUUCAACUAGAGAACCAAACAGUCCUAUUUCACCAACAUCAGAUAUAUACAGGGACAAAAGUUGGGUAUAAACAAUAGAAAGAAAGUCUUAUCAACAUGUUAUUUUUUAAAAAAAUAUUUUUGUAUUUGUCACCACAGCAUUUCUAUAACUCACUUGCAUGAUCCAUUGAUUCUUGAACAAUAAUGCCCUAUCUUUCAAAUGAUAAUGCAAGGAUCAGUGAAAACACUUAUUAUUUCAACUAACCUAACAAAGUGUGUACUAUAAUAUAAAAGAAUACAUGUUUUUUAAAUGUAUGAAAAUAUAUGCAUAUAUUAUCAUGUACAUAAAUGUCGUGAUGGUUAUUUUAUAAUUUGUAACAAAAUGAAAAGCAA
Xenia sp. Carnegie-2017 is the source of this 1227-nucleotide messenger RNA. RefSeq lists its product as uncharacterized. The record is from RefSeq and is a predicted model, not a curated record. The transcript is spliced from 6 exons. Lineage: Eukaryota; Metazoa; Cnidaria; Anthozoa; Malacalcyonacea; Xeniidae. Bases 117 to 926 code for a protein of 269 amino acids.